GCCACUGACAUCUGUGAUCCAAACCCAAUUAUGAUGCUUAUUCUGUGUGUCUACCUAUAUGAAACUCUCCCUCACUACUUACCCAAGAAGACUAUAGAAUUUACAGGUGCUCUCCAUACAACUAUUGUUAAACAGGUGCGUCUGAAAAACCCAAGCAAUAAAACUUUGAUCUACAAUGCUAUUCUUGUAGGAAGAGAUGCUGAUGAUUUCUCAUUACCUAAAGGAAACAUUGUCACCAUUGCCCCUAAGAGAGAAAUGAGUAUAAAUGUGGAAUUCACUAGUCGUUUUCUGCGCCCUGCUGAAGCAGUGUUACUAUUGAUCUCAAAGACCGUGGGUGGAAUACAUGGUGCCACACUAACAUUCUCUCUGAAAUCUGAAGUCAAGCAUAUUAGACCUGCCGAUAUAUUAAAAUGCAAAUCUCCAUGCUAUGAGCUGAAGAAAGUUAUCCUAAAUGGUAAUUUUGCUGGAAUCCACAAAUUACUUAAUGCAGCCAGAGCAAAUAUAUCAAGCCAGGCAAGUAAAGCAAGAACAAAUGCUCAGAUUGGAGAAUUUUUAUACCUGAUAGAGGGAACAGGUGAUAUGCCUUUGCCUUCAGGAUUACUUCCAAUGGAUAGUCCAAAUGUUUUGCAUUUUAGCAGUAUGUUAGAAGGUCCAAGUGCAGUAAAACCAGUUUUAUAUUUGAAAUGUGGUCUUGCUCAGAUUCUUGAAGAAAAUCUAAGGAUUCCAUUGAUCAAUGAGUCAAGAGAGAGGGCCCUGGCCAUUGCUGCACAACAGCAGAUGUCAGCUAUUGAAUAUGAGAGAAGAAAGAUCACAGGGACUCUACAGAGCAGCAGUGUUCGAGUUGCAACUGCAUUGUUAGGGCUGUCCAGAAUAGAGAGAUAUGCACUUCUCAAACCUCGUAAAUUCCCCCCAGAGUUGAAGUAUGUAGUUUACAGUGUAGAAGUGAGCAUGAAAGAAUUCUUCAAGGUUCCUAAGAAGUUCUCUAUUCCAGUGUUGGCAUCAAGGAGAAUUAAUUUGAAAGUUCCAUCAGCAAAAGGCCUUUCACCUCAGCAAACAGAUGGAAGUGAUGCAGCUGAGCUUCCUAUAAAAUUCAUUCCUCGGUGUGCUGGUCGCUACCACUGUCAGAUUCUUCUGAAGUCUUCCUGCGAUGUUCGUGUCUAUGAAAUUGAAUGUGUAGUGAAUACAGACCAGGCUGAAGCAGAGCUUGAAUUUCUAACUCCAGCUUACCAGGCAGUGAUUCAGGAUAUUCCAAUAAAUAACAUGUCCAACCAGGACUGGAAACUUCAAGCAAUUUUGGAAGGACGGGGUUUUUAUGGACCUACUCUAAUAAAUGUGGGUCUAGGUGAAACAGCUCUGUAUCCUCUCAUGUUCAAGCCUACUGCUGAGUGCGUAACAAUGGGAAGACUUAUUCUGCGAAAUGAUACAGUUGGCACUGAAAACAUCUUUAAGCUUAAGGGAAUAGGGAAGAAACCUCUGGCACAGGAUCAUAUUGUGAUAAAUUGCCAAGUGAGAAAGGUCACUCAAAAAAUUUUAUGGGUGCCCAAUUAUACCAAGAACAAGUUAACGUACAAGGUAUCUUCAGAUCUUUCAAUGGUGGGUGGAGCACCUGUUAUUACCGUAGAACCAGAUGACAAAGUCCCUUACACUUUGAGUGUAUGUCCUUGGAGACGAGGAAUCUUUCAAGGUGUAAUUUCAUUUGUUGCUGAAGAUGAAGACCAACAGCAGUCUCAACAUAACAGCUCACCAGAGAAGACAGAUGGUGAACAGGCCCUUCAGAAAUUGUCAACAGAGACACCACAAACUGUUAGUGCAGCAAACAUGG
Molecule: messenger RNA, 1822 nt
Organism: Antrostomus carolinensis (chuck-will's-widow)
Lineage: Eukaryota; Metazoa; Chordata; Aves; Caprimulgiformes; Caprimulgidae
Product: cilia- and flagella-associated protein 47
Exons: 13
Biological process (GO): sperm axoneme assembly; cilium assembly
Cellular component (GO): cilium
Source: RefSeq, a predicted model, not a curated record